Molecule: messenger RNA, 2060 nt
Organism: Pteronotus mesoamericanus
Lineage: Eukaryota; Metazoa; Chordata; Mammalia; Chiroptera; Mormoopidae
Gene: CTSB
Product: cathepsin B
Exons: 10
Coding region: 162-1184 (340 amino acids)
Biological process (GO): regulation of catalytic activity
Cellular component (GO): lysosome
Molecular function (GO): cysteine-type endopeptidase activity
Source: RefSeq, a predicted model, not a curated record
GCGCGGGGCGGAGCCGGGCCGGCGCGGUAAAUAGGAGCGGGGGCGGCCCGGGACGCUGCGGCGGCUGCUUCGGCACCGGCACUGACUCGGGGCGUCCUUGCCGGCUGCAGGCCCAGGCUCUUGGCGGCGGAGCUCGGUGAAUUUAGGAUCCAGCUUCCAAAAUGUGGCAGCUCUUGGCCACCCUCAGUUGCCUGGUGGUGCUGACCAGUGCGCGGAGCAGGCUCAAUUUGCAGCCCCUGUCAGAUGAGCUGGUCAACUACGUGAAUAAACGGAACACUACAUGGAAGGCUGGACACAACUUCUACAACGUGGACCCAAGCUACGUGAAGAAGCUGUGUGGCACCAAACUGGGUGGGCCCAAGCUGCCCCAGAGAGUUCAGCUUGCUGGGGACAUAGCUCUGCCUGAAAACUUCGAUGCCCGAGAGCAGUGGCCACAAUGCCCAACCAUCAAGGAGAUCAGAGACCAGGGUUCCUGUGGCUCCUGCUGGGCGUUUGGGGCUGUGGAAGCCAUCUCUGACCGGAUCUGCAUCCUCAGCAAUGGGCGUCAAAGCGUGGAGGUGUCUGCCGAAGACCUGCUCACCUGCUGUGGCUUCCAGUGUGGAGAAGGCUGCAAUGGGGGCUUUCCCUCCGGUGCUUGGAACUUCUGGAAAAAACAGGGCCUGGUGUCCGGUGGCCUCUAUGACUCCCAUAUAGGUUGCAGACCCUACUCCAUCCCUCCCUGUGAGCACCACGUGAAUGGCUCUCGGCCCCCAUGCACGGGGGAGGGGGGAGACACCCCCAAGUGCAGCAAGAUCUGCGAGCCGGGCUACAGCCCAUCCUACAAAGAAGACAAACACUUUGGAUGCGACGCCUACAGCGUCCCCAGUGAUGAGAAGGAGAUCAUGGCAGAGAUCUACAAAAACGGCCCAGUGGAGGCAGCCUUCUCGGUGUAUUCAGACUUCCUGCUGUACAAGUCUGGAGUAUACCAGCAUGUCACUGGAGAAAUGGUGGGAGGCCACGCAGUUCGCAUCCUGGGCUGGGGAGUGGAGAACAACACCCCCUACUGGCUGGUUGGCAAUUCCUGGAACACCGACUGGGGUGACAAUGGCUUCUUUAAAAUCCUGCGAGGACAGGAUCACUGUGGAAUCGAAUCAGAAAUCGUGGCUGGAAUCCCAUGCACGAAGCAGUACUCGGAAAGGAUCUAACCUGCUGUGGGCCCUUGCAGCCAGUCCUGGGUGGUUUUUCCCUAAACAUAGCCAGUAGGACUGGGGAUGAGAAGAGGGAUAGGAAUGCCUUUUAUUCUUUGAGGUCAAGUAGGAUACAAGAGGUUUUAGACAGGACGUGAAGGACUGGACUGGGCCAAACCUUGUGUCUACCACGAGAGCUCUUCCAAGGAGACACAUCCAAGGCCGGGCUACCUCCCAGCCAUUCAGUGGACUGUUGUCACAAUGCACUUAGACCACAUAAGCCACCGCUGCAAGCCAAGCCGAUCCUUCCCCCGUAGACUAAUGCUGUUCUGGCUCUCCCUGCAACCACCUCCACAUCCAUCCUCCUUCCCCGUCUGUGCAUCACCAGGGAGCACGACAGGCCUGAAGGGUUUGUAGAUUUUCCCAAAGGAUGAAAUUGAUUUCCUAACAAGGCAGCUUUCCACCCAUCAGCAGUACCUCCACGCCAGUAGCUUUCUAGAUUUGGAAAUAAGUCGAGAAGAGAAAUAGUGGGGCAGCCCUUUGAAAAAAGCCACUCUCCCAGGGCCCCUGCAUCUGUUGAGCUUUGCAGUGCUGCUAACCUGCUCUGAUCUUGUCCUUGGCAUGAUUCUUUUUUUAAAUAGAAGUUUUAUUUUUUUGUGUGCCUCAACCAAUCAUGAGAAUGGAAGUCAAACAGUUUGAAGAGCUGUGCUAGUUUUACAGACUGUCUCCUUAAAACAAAAAUGGGUGGUCUCGAUCUGACUGACCUACUGACCUCUGAUGCUACAGUGAAAUAGUUUGGGAGAAACCAACUUUUGUUGUUACAAAUCACUGCUUCGCCUGUUCAAUCACAAGGAAUGGAAUGACUGUGCCAAUAAAAAUUUCCUUCAAUGUGAA